AUGCCUCCUCCACGGCUUUCGGCCGCAUUCUUGCGCACACGACCACAAUCGCAACUGCAAUGUCUUCGCCGGACGGCCUUUACUGCGCGAUACGCCUCGUUUGAGUCGACACAGCCUUCACAACCUGAACAGCCCACGGUCCCGUGGAAGACACCGCACAGCAUCGAAGCAUGGCCGCCAGCGUAUCUGAUCCCGCCUCCUAAGGAUGGCGAGAUCUUGUUGGAGCGCAAGCCUAACCGCGCACUACCUCCCAUUCCGCCCCUCAUCUCCCCACGAGUCCUCAAAACCUUCCCGAUCUUCGUAGUCGCCAUGACCGUCUCGGUCCUUGUCUUCUUCAAUUACCAAAAACAAGAGUCUUCCGUCGUAACCUCAACGCUCUAUGCGCUCCGCACAAACCCGCUCGUGCGCGAAGAACUCGGCGACGAGAUUUACUUUGCGUCCAAGUACCCUUGGAUCAGCGGCGACAUUAACCAGGUGCAUGGAAGGAUCGAUAUCAGCUUCAAUGUGAAGGGGACGAAGAGGCAAGGCAAUGUAAGACUCAGGUGUAAGAGGAGGGGUAGGGGCGGGUUGUACAGUACGCAGGAGUGGAGCUUGACAAUGGAUGAUGGGAGGAAGUUUGAGUUGUACGAUCCCAAGGGGGAUGCGAUUGAUCCGUUCCAGAUGCCUGUUGACGAGGAUUAAGCGCUCGAUAUUGGGAUCGAGUUGGUUAGACAAGGUUGCAGGAAGUGCGUCAGGUUACGGCGAUGGGCGAUUCGCCGUGUAACCAGUGUAUAUAUAGCUGUAAAGCACUGCAUCAUGUACAACACAGCAUCACUGGAUGGAGUUAUUAGAACAGAUGACGAUAGAAACUUGACCUUAUUGCAGAAGGUGUCACUGGGAGGAACGCGCAAUGUUGAAGAUAUUGAAGUUGCCAUUAUGCACAAGU
Macroventuria anomochaeta is the source of this 925-nucleotide messenger RNA. RefSeq names its product DUF1783-domain-containing protein. The record is from RefSeq and is a predicted model, not a curated record. NCBI's taxonomy places the organism in Eukaryota, Fungi, Ascomycota, Dothideomycetes, Pleosporales, Didymellaceae. Bases 1 to 681 code for a protein of 226 amino acids. Gene Ontology annotation, biological process: mitochondrial respiratory chain complex IV assembly. The transcript is spliced from 2 exons. Gene Ontology annotation, cellular component: mitochondrial inner membrane.